AUGGAUCCCACGGCGAAACCCAUGCCCACUGGGUCCAUUUACGAUAGCGACAACAAAUGCGCCAAUGGUUACGUCCAUGUAGAAGCACCAACGCCGUCAAGUUACGCGAUCCAAGAACACGCCACCGAGAAGCGAUCCAGCGACGACAGUCAAAGCAUAUGUCACCCCAGUGAGCUUCUUGGGCUCAGCCCUGAAGGCCACAGUAGUGUUGCCGCCCGUCGCAAGCCCAGGGCCGCCCACACAGGCGAUAACCCGGCCGAUGAUCAAGGCGGUGGAAUCUGGCGCGGUGCCAGAGACCUGGCUGCCGAUCUCGAGGAUGCAGACGGCCACUUACAGACAAACGUCUUUGAAAUUUUCCAGUUGCAAACCCCGUUGGAGAAGUUAUACAAAUUGUACGCCGUCUACAGCGUGAAACUGAAGAAAAGAAAGCGGACAGGUACUCUUGUUUUGAAGGCGACUUUCGUCAGACGAUAG
Molecule: messenger RNA, 474 nt
Organism: Pseudomassariella vexata
Lineage: Eukaryota; Fungi; Ascomycota; Sordariomycetes; Amphisphaeriales; Pseudomassariaceae
Exons: 2
Coding region: 1-474 (157 amino acids)
Source: RefSeq, a predicted model, not a curated record